Molecule: messenger RNA, 4315 nt
Organism: Magallana angulata
Lineage: Eukaryota; Metazoa; Mollusca; Bivalvia; Ostreida; Ostreidae
Product: transducin-like enhancer protein 4
Exons: 18
Coding region: 970-2892 (640 amino acids)
Biological process (GO): regulation of DNA-templated transcription; negative regulation of canonical Wnt signaling pathway
Cellular component (GO): nucleus; transcription regulator complex
Molecular function (GO): protein binding; transcription corepressor activity
Source: RefSeq, a predicted model, not a curated record
GAAGUCUUGUUCAAGGGGAGACAAUUACGUCAAUCAAGAAUAUGUCAAGCAUAGCUACAGUGUCAUGUAAAUUAUCACUGUUUACUUAAAUCCGCCGUUGAUAUUACCUUCUUGUGCAGGUGUUUCACCAAACACAGAGCUAGAGAGCUUGUAAGAAAAGAUAAACAUAUAAAACACACUUUGCAUAAACUUUUACAUUGAAAAAAGUUAAAAUGGUUUAAAACUUAAGAAGGAAUAUUAUUGUGAGAACUGCCGAUCGAGUGUCGGAUAUAUCAUUGACACAUUAUCACAUGACCACAAUUCCGUAUAGCUAAUUGAUUCACAUCCUGAGGGAAGCUUGUGGAGUGGUACAAUGAAAAAAAAAUCCGGACUAAAUUUGACAAAAAAGCAUUUCAGGGAAGCCUGUUAAAAAAGGUCACUCAGUUUUCUGGAUGUGUAGAGGUAUUUGUGGUUUGACCUCGAAUUGAAGGAUCCUAUCUCUCUAGUAAACCCCAUCCUCCUUGCUGUGUUUCAAGUUGGUUCUGAAGCAGACAGAUAGGGUUGUUAAAUAUACAUAGCAUCCUAUUUGUUGGGGGAAAAGGGGGCCCGUCAUUAAUUCUGUUGGACAUUCAUAACUCCAAGAACUGCUCCCUGGAUGCCAGUGGUGAUUGACAACAGGUGCCCUUGUCUUGUAUAAGCCUGUUUGACUUGGCUAGCCUAGUAGACACUACACGUUCAUUCAGUAGGCUAAAUGGCUAACGUGAUUGGAGAUGUUUAGUAAACAAUUCUGGUGUUGAACUCUGUAAUGAGUGGCCAGCUAGUGGCUUAGUGCCAGUGGUAGGAGAAGGAAUCGCUGGGGCAGGCGGCGUGUUGAUCUAGACAGAAAUUGCCAAACGAUUGAAUGCAAUAUGUGCCCAAGUCAUUCCAUUCCUCUCUCAGGAGCAUCAGCAGCAGGUUGCAGCAGCAGUGGAGCGUGCAAAACAAGUCACCAUGACAGAGCUCAACCAGAUCAUUGGGCAACAGAUGCAGGCAGGGCAGCACUUAGCGGGUCAUGGACACGGUGCCCCACCCUUCCCCAUGCCACCCCACCCCCCAGGACUACAACCCCCACUACCUGUCUCCAGCGCUGCUAGUCUUCUGGCUCUCCAGGGGGGCGCCCUAGGGCCCUCCCAUCUCCUCCCCAAGGAAGAUAAAGAUGACAAACACAACGAGAUGUUUUUCUCCAAUGUUGAAAGAAAAGCUUUCCGACACAUGCAGAGAUCUUCAGCUUCACCCAGCGAAAGGGAAAGAGAGAGGGAAAAGUUUGAACACAAAUUCAGUGAAAAAUACGCCAGUCGUAGCAGAACUCCCGAAGUCAAUGAAUCAAAGAAGAGAAGAGUGGAGGAGAAGGAACGAGACAGUGAGGGUGAAAAGUCGGACCAGGAAUUGGUUGUUGAUGUGGGAGAGGACAGUACACCCAUGAAUGGGGACCUCUCUCCACGGGAGAAGGCCAAAGAUUUGGCCAGCAAGAAGUCAGCAGACGACAGAAUUAGUCCCAGGAGCGAUGCUUCAUCACAUGGCAGUUCAACAUCUACAAAACACAGAGAUUCAAUUCCCAAUGAGAAGGCAUCCACCCCCGUUUCCAAGCCAGCCACCCCAACAAGUUCUGGAAACACUACCCCAGGGCCCUCCAGCGGUAGCGGAGGGGCCAUCAAGCCAGGUGUGAAGUACCCCCUGGCAGGAACUUACCCUCCCUUUAUGCCACCCAAUCAUGGCAUGCCAGCUGAUAUACCGACAAGUUACAGCAAUGGGAUAGGGGCCCUUCAUAAUAAUAUAUCACCCAAUAACAUAGCGUUUAACCACCGAAAUCUAUUCCAAGGGGAUCCUCAUGCCAACAACGCCCACGCAGCUCAUAUACGACCAGCCCUGGGGAAUUCUGCAGGAGGAAAACCUGCCUACUCGUUCCAUGUCAGCGUAGACGGCCAGAUGCAGCCCGUGCCCUUUCCUCCGGAUGCUCUGAUUGGACCAGGAAUUCCUCGCCAUGCGCGGCAGAUAAACACCCUGAACCACGGGGAAGUGGUGUGCGCCGUCACCAUCAGUAAUCCCACAAGACACGUCUACACUGGAGGAAAGGGGUGUGUUAAAGUGUGGGACAUCAGCCAGCCCGGAAAUAAGAGUCCCAUAUCUCAGCUCGACUGUCUGCAAAGAGACAACUACAUCCGAUCAAUCAAGUUACUUCAGGAUGGGCGGACCCUCAUAGUGGGAGGAGAAGCCAGCACUCUAUCAAUAUGGGAUCUUGCUGCGCCCACUCCGCGCAUUAAAGCAGAACUGACUUCAAGUGCUCCUGCGUGUUACGCUCUGGCGAUCAGCCCAGACUCCAAAGUAUGCUUCAGCUGUUGCAGUGACGGAAACAUCGCCGUUUGGGACCUUCACAAUCAGACUCUGGUACGACAAUUCCAGGGGCACACAGAUGGCGCCAGUUGUAUUGACAUCUCGCCCGAUGGCACCAAAUUGUGGACCGGUGGUCUGGACAACACGGUCCGCUCUUGGGAUCUCAGAGAGGGAAGACAGUUGAAGCAACACGACUUCAGUUCUCAGAUCUUCUCCCUUGGCUACUGUCCAACCGGCGAAUGGCUAGCUGUAGGAAUGGAGAGCAGUAAUGUGGAGGUACUCCACUGCAGUAAGCCGGACAAGUACCAGCUCCACCUCCACGAGAGCUGUGUCCUCUCCCUCAAGUUCGCCUACUGCGGCAAGUGGUUCGUCAGCACUGGCAAGGACAACCUCCUGAAUGCCUGGAGGACUCCAUACGGAGCCAGCAUAUUCCAGUCUAAAGAAUCAUCCUCAGUCUUGAGCUGCGACAUUUCAACAGAUGACAAAUACAUUGUCACUGGAUCCGGCGACAAGAAAGCCACAUUAUACGAAGUCAUCUUUUAAAAUCCAGGGCUCUUCAUGUGUUGAAAAAACACUGAUUUUUUAAAGGUUUUUUGUUUUUUCUGGGAGAACAAAUCCAUUCUCUUCUUCAGAAAUAUCAGAAUGGCAGAAAAACCUGAAAAAUGGCAAAAUCAAGUAGGGAUCUUAAGAAAUCCAGAACAAAACCUGCAGAGCAAUCGAACUAUGUGUAUUUAUCUUUGGAAUGAUUGGGAAAUGACUGCUGCAAAAAUAAGCUGCCAUCUUGGGUUAUGCUUGAGUAGGAUAGAUUACCAUGUCAAAAGAAAUGGAUAUUUGGUGCAUAAUUAUAAUUAUCAAAGAUUUGGAUGAGAGAAGAAAGGUAUAAUGAAUUCCUGCUGUUUGGGACGAAGGGCUUGUUUAAUUAAGCCAACGAUAUGAGGUUGUGUGUACCAGACAUUUGCAGACUGUGAAAAAAAAAAUUGAUAACAGGAAUGAGAUGUGCAGACUGUGAAACACAGAAUGAAGAGAAAGCAAAUGUAGAAUUCUCCGUGAGAAUUUCUGGCAUUUAUUACGUGGUGACUAAAGUGUGGUUUGAAAUGUGCAGGAAGAAAAUUACUUGUGACAAGGAUUCUGGAGUAGGAUUCACCAUUAGGGUUUUUUUCCCCUCUGGAUGUGUCGGACAGAUGCUUGUAAUUAUCUGAAUUACACAGAUAAAAUAUACAAGUUAAACAAACAUUCACCUGACGCGGAUCUCGGGAGGUAGUGCUAUUAGACAAAUGAUGGCUUGUACAACUAUUGACCUGAUUGGAUGUUUUUUUCUUUAUCAACAAGAGAAGAAAAAUAUUACAAUUCUUGCCCCCCCCCCCUUUGUAGUAGUCCCUGUGAUUUUUUUUCUAAAUGAAUAAAAAAUAUAUUGUGUGACAAAAUUAGUAUUUUUUAAAGAGAAGUUUAUGUUGAUGCAUUUCGUUUUGAUUAUGAAAUACUCGUGAAUGCGCUGUUGUGAAUAUGAAACGAUCAUCACUUUAACUGUGAAAGAUGUCUGAUAUUUUGAAUAUUGGACAGACCAAAGGCAAUUGUGUUUGUCAUUGUCAGCUUUUUACAUUCUAGUGUGUGGCAAGUGUAACACUUAAUUCCUUAGAAAACAGAAGACGUCAAAAAUAGUUGGUGUCAACAUUUAUCAUUGAAUUAAAUCCAUGAUUGUGAAAUAUUGGAGGAAAUGUGAAUUGUCUGCUUGUUGUGUUGUGAAUGUAGCUAGAGCCAUUCUGGAGAAUGUAUGUUAAAUUUGGUAAUGCUUCGGAAGUACUGUUCUUUCUAAGCAACGAGAGAAAGAGCGAGAGAGUGAGAGCGAAUGAGUGAUUGAUAGAAAGAGAGGAGAAUGAGAUGUGAUAGUAUACACUCUCAAUGUAAAAAAAAAUCAUUUUCAAACACCCAUGUUUUCAUAGUUCAUUAAAUGAUGAAAAAAAGACAA